UCCCCCAGCUCAGCUGCAGCGGAGGAUGAGUCUAGAUUAGCCUCCUCCCCCAUCGGGCUGCGCAUCUCCGUGGUCGGUCAGCUGAGCUCCGAUUCCCGCUGCUGCCUCUUCAUCGGCUCUGUUUUCUUCCUGUUUGCUGGUGUGUUUGUAACGUCUCUCCUCCCUGAGCACCAGGGGAUGGGGGGAUGAUCAGGACCGACUCCCCUCCACCGCCGCUUCUUCCUCUACCUCCGCCGCCGGAGCUCAGUCAACGAUGUGGGCUCCGCUGCUCGGCCAGGCUGCGCUGUUUGCGGCCCUGCUGGCGCUCAGCUCCUGCCUGACAGGAUCUCAUCUCUGCCCUCGCAGUCUGGACUGCGCGCGAGCAGGACGACACUUCUGCCGGCCGGGAAGUUCCCACUGUGGUCCCUGUCUGAGCCCACUGGUGGAAAACUCCCAUGGACACUGUGUCCUCAAGAAGAGACGUUCUCAUCCUCAGUCCAGUAAAGGUAAGGGGGCUAGUUACCCUGAGCUAGAUGAGGAGAUCGAUUUCCUGUCCGCCAUCAUCAGCAAACAGAGAACCGGGGUAUCAGCUCCACCCUCUCAGGAUGUCAUAUCCAAGCAGCUUGAACCCAGCCCUGAAUCUUUGACAGAGCACCCAGCCAGUACAGCUCCCCCAACCGCCAGUAACCACACCACUGCUCUGCUCAGAGAUCCCAUUAUCCUCCCCUACCCCUCUAACGACCACGUGUUCAUCAUCAUGAGCAGUGUCUUCAUCAUGGUGGGUUCGCUGGUGUUGAUGGUAGCAGGAGCCUGCUGGAUCAGACUGCAGAAAGGUGUCCAUCUAACUCAGAAGGUGGACUACCCUGCAUACGGACUGAUGAGAGCCCAAAACCUCUGCAGUCCUCCUGGGGACAGGAAGCUGGCCCACAGUGCCCAGAUGUACCACUACCAGCACCAGAAGCAGCAGAUGCUCUCCCUGGAGAAACGCAGGGAUGAGCCAAAAGUUCCAGACUCAGGAGCAUCAACAGAUGAGGAGAACGAGGAUGGAGACUUCACCGUUUAUGAGUGUCCUGGACUUGCUCCGACUGGGGAGAUGGAGGUGAAGAACCCGCUGUUUGAUGACUCUGCCCUCUACCUACAGAGAUUCCACUAGUAAACCUAGACAUUCACAUGGUUCACACUCUGAAUGCUGUGUGUGUUUCCACAUCAGUUUACAGACACACACUCUACACACACAUGGCUGUUCUCACUUCUUUGAGAGCAGCAUUAAGAGGAGGAGGAAGAGGAGGAACGAGGCUUGCAGCAGGACUGAAUCUGGGAUGAGUGUCUCUCGUUCUGCAGCCACAUUCUCUUCGGUUUUAUUUUCCAUCAGGACAGAGACGUAGAGCAGAUCCAAAGCAGAGACCAAACGUGUCUGCUGUCCACUAAACAUUGGUUUUAUCCCAGUAUUAUUUUAGAACAAACGUUUUAAUAUUUCCUGAGCAUGCCUCCAUGCAGCACCUGAUCUGCACCUGUACGUUCUGUAGCCUUUUAGUUCCCAGUGUUGUUCCUCUAUGCAUGAACUGAAGAUGAGUGGAUAUGCAUUCAAGGUAAAAUAUGAUUUCAAGUCAUCUGAAGCAUGUUAACCCAUCUUUGGUAAGUGAGACUAAAGGCUUGUUUCCAUGGUUCUGCAGCAGAUGUAGAUCUUUCCUCGUUUUGUCCAAGCACUCAGCUGUGUUUCCUCAUCUCCUACUGUGUCUUCAAGGUUCCUACCCAAGUGGAAAGAGCUGCAUCAGACAUGUGCUCCCCUCUAAGUCCAAACUUCUUUUCUUCAGAUCUUAUAACAGAAUUGUAGUUUUGUAGGGAAAAGCAGAAAAAAACCAAAAGUUUUCAUGUAACAGUUUUUUUUUCUGAGACUUCCCUGACAACAUGUGAAGAUCAGGAAGCUCAGUGGAGAAAAGAAAGUUUGGAUCAGCAGAGACUUUACAUCCAAAGUACUGUAAAUACUGAUCCAGAAAUAUCUUCACUACUACAGAAAAACCUUGAUUAUGGAAUCUGACUCUUAUAAAGUGAAACACGUGAAAGAGAUCAUAAAAAGAUCUGGCCUACCUCUAGAUCUUCAAUUCACUGAUUAAAUAAACUCAUCAUCAUCAGCUGCACCAGACCAGAAGUUUCUGUUAAGAUGACGUCUAAGGAUUUCCUCAGUUUAGAUGUAAGUUCAGCUCUAGAUACCUUAAGCUUUGAAUCAGAGAAAUCCCCAUCAGUUCGGUUCCUGAUAUCUGGAACUAUCUGGGUCUUCAGACCAGCUUCUACACGGCCAAGCAGAUGGAAACAUGGAAGUCUAGAACUUCCUGGUGUGUGGAUGGUGAAAUCAGUUGGAUUAAAACCCUUCUUGAAAAUUCCUGCAUUGUUUCUGCUGGAAGUACGACUCUUGGUAUUUUUGACUCGGCUCCUUCUGGUCCCAACCAAAGGUUCACAAGACACUUUUCUCUAUGUCUUUUCAUUAAUCCUUGGAUGGAUCUCCCUUUUUAUGACUUCAGGAGGAACCUUGAAGAAGCCCCUAUCAGUUUCAGGAUCUCAUCCAUUAGAAAAACCAGAACCAGUACAAACAUCACCACACUCUGGUUUACAACCAGCUGGCUGACCACCACUUCCUGGCUGACCACCACUUCCUGGUAUGGAUAAUUAAUAAGGUGGAUAUGACAUCACAUGAACACAAUCAGUCCAGUCUGUGGGUGAUGCAAUCUGGUUUCAGUAAUCUGUUACUUCAGUGAAUUUAACUAAAUGUAGCUGUAAGUUAUGGAAGACUUGGGAAUGGAAUGGAAUGGGUUUUCUCUGCUUUUCCUGUCCUGAAGCAGUCAUCCUCCCCAGAAUGAUAUGUAGAAAACUAGACGUGCACAGCUGCUCUCCUCUGUAUUAUAUCAUACUCAGAUACAUAAUUCAUAUCAUGUAAUACAAAUGCAGGAUGAUCAUUUGUCUCCAUACUGGUAAACGUGCAGGUAAUUGGCCCGACUGCAUGGCCAGACUACCGGGCCAGACUGGAGAUUCAGUGAAUGUCUACAGCACCUACUGGGACUGUUAACAAUAUGAAGACUGUUUUAUCUGAACUUGCUGAGCUUGUGGAACAAAAUGAUAGACAAAGGAAAAUCAGAAAAGCUUCAGUUGUCAUGUUGUUGUCCUUUUAUUUGUUUGUUUUCUUUAUUAUUGCAUUACUCUGCUUUCCUUUCAUUCAUGCUGCAGGCUAAACAAAGUCCCAGCUGGUUAUUCUUCCUCUGAUGAUGAUGAGUACGUAGCUUGGCUAGCGACCUUUGAUACAAACUGUUUUCAGGCUAUGUGUAAUACGUCACCACCAUGUUUAGCUUGCAUGUGGAUAUAAAAAAGCUGGAAUUAAAUAUUUAUAUGAUCA
This is a messenger RNA of Melanotaenia boesemani (Boeseman's rainbowfish), 3364 nucleotides long. It is a transcript of the gene npdc1b, whose product is annotated as neural proliferation, differentiation and control, 1b. Bases 254 to 1132 code for a protein of 292 amino acids. NCBI's taxonomy places the organism in Eukaryota, Metazoa, Chordata, Actinopteri, Atheriniformes, Melanotaeniidae. Gene Ontology annotation, cellular component: membrane. The record is from RefSeq and is a predicted model, not a curated record. The transcript has 9 exons.